AUGAACCGAAAUUUCCUGGAAUUGAGUGCAAUGUUGGAGAUCUUGCAGAAAAAUCGAUGUCAGUCUUCUUCAGUACAUGCAUUUAUGAAUAUUUUAUUUCAUAGCUGCAAGAGUUUGAGGGCAAGGACACAGCAACAGCUAGUUGAUCGUUACAAGUUCAAUGGACCUGUCUUACCCUUCACACCACCUGAACUGAAAGCCAUUGGUUACCGUGACAUCUCGACCCACAACAUGAUCAUCAACCCAAAUGUUCCCCGAGGAUUGUCAAUUCACGACUCUCAGGAGCCGACCUAUGCAAGACCCGACUUCUCUCAGAUGAUCCCCUUCAAACCCAAGGCCAAAUAUAUCCCUGGAGAACACCCAGUCAAAGGUGGUGCUUUCCCCCCACCUCCUGCUGUUGCCAAUCUGCUGUCCAUGCUGCCGCCACCUCAUUGCUUCCGAGGCCCCUUUGUCAAGCUCGAUGCUUUGGUUGACCUCUUCAUGAGACUGAACCUUCCUGAACAAGGGGGUCAAUGGUCAACUACUGGAAGCCAUGAUGUCAGACUGUUUGAACUCUCCAAGUCCGUGCACUGGGUAGUUGACCCCAGUGGAGACCGGAAGAGAAAACUGGUCCCUGGUGACGAUUCAGAUGAUGAAGACGGGAAUAAACCCAUUUUAACAAGUGAUAUUUACAGAGCCAGACAACAGAAAAGAAUGAAGAUUUCAUGAGGUGUUUGCCGAAGGACGACAUGAAGUAUCAGUAAUUACUACAAGACAGCAUACAUUAUUGUAUAACUGAAAUGCAAGUAUCUGUUGAAUAACUCGGCAAGAUGAUAUUUUGAAAGAUUCUAGUAGUAGAUGGAUUUGACAUUCAGAUUAUUACUAUUCUUUUGAAUGAUAUGACUUGUCAGUACAUAUUUUGAACUGUUAUGUACAAAGAAAUCUACACAUUUUACCUGAAGUAAAAUAAUAAAGUUGAAUCUUUUUA
Messenger RNA from Penaeus vannamei (Pacific white shrimp), 967 nucleotides. Lineage: Eukaryota; Metazoa; Arthropoda; Malacostraca; Decapoda; Penaeidae. The record is from RefSeq and is a predicted model, not a curated record.